CUAUGCAUUGAUGGACAAUGGAAGAUUGUCUUAGUAGAUGACUAUUUUCCUUGCCGUAUGGAGACAAGAUCAACAGCUUUUGCAGACGGCAGGAAAAACCAGCUGUGGGUACCAUUGAUUGAAAAAGCACUUGCCAAACAACUCGGAAGUUAUUCUCGACUUCUUGCUGGUAGGACCAUCGAGGGAUUGGCAACCCUGACAGGAGCUCCUGUUGAGGUUAUUUCCCUCGAAGAUGAUAUGGACCCAGAUAUUCGAUGGGCUAGGAUUUUAAGCGCCAGAGAGGCAGGGUUUAUCAUGGGUUGCAGUUGUGGAGCUGGUAAAAGGCCUGUUAACGAUGAACUGUUUCGAAGGCGUGGUCUACUUUCGAAACACGCUUAUUCCAUUUUAGACGUGGUGCAAGAAGGCGAGCAUAGGUUGCUGAAGCUUCGCAAUCCAUGGGGAACAUUUGUAUGGAAAGGAAAAUGGAGCCAAAAUUGGCCUGGAUGGCCAAAAGAUCUGAAACGUAAGCUGUGUUCUGGAGAACCUUCUACUGGAACAUUUUGGAUAGGCUAUGAUGAUUUUGUUGCACAUUUUGACUCAGGUUGGGCUGAACUGCGCAUACCAAUUCAGAUGGGUGGAGCGUUCUCAAACGCUGACAAGUGA
Molecule: messenger RNA, 642 nt
Organism: Cylicostephanus goldi
Lineage: Eukaryota; Metazoa; Nematoda; Chromadorea; Rhabditida; Strongylidae
Source: the annotation of a GenBank genome assembly